AUAUAUAUUUAUUAUUUCAUAAUAUAUUAUAAACAUAUAAUAUAUAAAAUAAUUUAUAUAUAUAAUGUUCAUCCUGCGCAAUACGCGGGUCUUGACCAAGUACUGUACUAUAUGACCAUCCAUAAACCGCUUUGGCCGCACAUGCGUUUGUAAUAUAUGCAAUAGCAUAUGCUAUUUAAUUUAUAAAUUACGUAUACCUUGAAAUACAACUAACAUAAAGUUUUGUGAACUGCAAUUAGAUGUGAUGGGUAGAGAUCCUCAACCAACACCAGCAUGUGUAAAAAUUGAAGAAUCAUUCAACAAUUAAACCACAAAUUAGUUAAAACUAUCUAAAUCGUGUGGUGAAACAUUUAGAUAUACAGAGAAAACUUUGUUGAUCGACAUAUUUCACAACAACAAAGGUACACAUAUACAGAGAAAACAUUGAUUAUUCUAGUUUUCUGAAGCUUUUUGUUCCAAUUAUUUAUUCUUUUCCACUUUGAAAAUAACCGUUUUUGUUAAGCAAUGUAUUUGAAAAGUGUAAUCCAGUAGAUUAGAGAAUGAAAUAUUUAUUGCUAGAGAAAAAUAUUAUUCAUUUCAACUUCAUACCGUUUUUGGACCGAUGUGAUAUAUAUAUUCGCAAUUCUAACAAAUUGGACAAUGUGGUUCUCUUUUUCAUCACAUAUUCCACACAAACCAAACCAUGAACCCUAAUCAUCAUAAACCAAUCCUACUCAUAUUCUUCACUCUUCUUCUCCAACUUCCAAACCCUAUCAAUGCAUCACCAUCCCCACCCAUAACGGCUCUUUACGCCUUCGGCGACUCCACGGUUGAUUCCGGCAACAACAACUACAUCCCAACUCUUUUUCAAAGCAACCAUCCACCUUACGGCAGAUCUUUCCCGGCUAAACUCUCCACCGGAAGAUUCUCAGAUGGAAAACUCGCCACCGACUUCAUAGCCUCCUCUCUAGGUCUCAAACCCACUUUACCAGCUUACCUCAACCCGUCAGUCAAACCCGUUGACCUUUUGACCGGCGUUAGUUUUGCCUCGGCCGGAGGUGGUUUAGAUGACCGGACGGCAAUGAUGUCGUUGACUUUGACCAUGGACAAGCAAUGGAGUUACUUUGAGGAGGCAGUACGUAAGAUGAAGAGUGUGGUUGGAGAUUUGGAGGCUAAUCGGGUGAUUAAGAAUGCUUUGUUUGUGAUUAGUGCGGGGACUAAUGAUAUGAUCUAUAAUGUUUAUGAUCAUGUUCUUGGGAGGUUUAUCUCCGUUUCGGAUUAUCAAGAUUAUCUACUCAGCAAAGUCGAAGCGUUUAUCCAGAGACUACACGACGCAGGAGCACGAAGGAUUACAGUAGCUGGACUACCACCAAUAGGAUGCCUUCCAGUGCAAGUAACACUUGGUACCAUUACUAUCCCUCGCAUCUUCCAUCAUCGGAUCUGCACGGAAAAUCAAAACGCUGAUUCUCAGCUAUACAAUCAAAAGCUACAGAAGCUAAACUUCCGUCUAAGUCAAAGGCUUCCAGGCUCCAAAGUUCUUUACCUUGACAUCUACACUCCAUUAAUAGACAUGAUCAAACAUCCUCAUAGAUAUGGACUGGAAGAAACAUUGGUAGGAUGUUGUGGGACGGGGCUGCUUGAGGCAGGACCUCUAUGCAAGCCAUUGUCUCGGACUUGCGAGGAUGUUUCAAAGUACAUGUUCUUUGAUUCUGUGCAUCCAUCACAGAAGGCUUACUCUGUCAUAGCUACUUACGCCUUUAAAAAGUUGUUUCCUCUUCUCUAAUUUAUUUAUUUUUCUCAUUUGCGGGUUUACUGUUGUAAUUAAAUGGACAUCAUCAAACACCGUCUCCACAUCAUUCUUAUCCAGCUAUAUGUCUAAUUGACAAAUAUAACCUUUAUUUUGGUGAAAUAUUA
Brassica rapa (field mustard) is the source of this 1893-nucleotide messenger RNA. Its product is annotated as GDSL esterase/lipase At2g40250. Gene Ontology annotation, molecular function: hydrolase activity, acting on ester bonds. Lineage: Eukaryota; Viridiplantae; Streptophyta; Magnoliopsida; Brassicales; Brassicaceae. The record is from RefSeq and is a predicted model, not a curated record.